AUGCCUCUACUUGAAAUACCCGAGGACUUCAACAAGAAACCGAAAUUAUACACGAAGCGAGCCGUCAAAGUGAUCUUCGCGCCAGCAAUGAUGUCGUCAAUGUUUCCUGUGGCCGGAGUGCCGUAUGUGGCGAAGACACCGGUGAGGAGUAAUGACAAGAUGACUUCAUUCAAAAGUCAACGAGUAGUUGAAAACGGCUUCAUGCCAACAUUUAAAGUCCAGGGCCAGGUUUACCACCUUGCAGGUAGUCUUCUUCCACAAGUUCCUGACGACCAUAAGUUUUUGCAGAUAUAUUUUAUUUCCGAUCCUGAAGUUCAAGCAACGACUCGAUGUAAUAUUAGUAAUAGUAAUUCAAGAACACCACUUGAUAACUCUAUAGUCAGGUCAUUGCAAAACAUGUUGCAUUUGCAUAAUAGAUACGUACAAUCUUUUAAAACUGCAAUGGAAAGUAUCUCUCUCGAUGUCCCAGAUUACAAUGUAGUAAUUCAUGCCAGCAGGGUACCUGACGGUGAACACCGUGGACGGUAUAAUGCUCCUUCUACCAGUGAAGUAGCAGUUGUUGCUGGACAACAAUUUGACAAAAGGGAUAUCGUUCUUCGAAGCCGCGACGAAAAUCUCCACAAAAUUUCCGAACUACAUCAUUCAUAUGACAGUCUUCAAUAUCCAUUGAUGUUUUGUCGAGGUGAAGACGGAUACACAAUUGAUAUUCCCCAAGUUAAUCCUUCUACAGGAGACAGAGUACAGAAGAAAGUUUCAUGUAUGAAUUAUUAUUGCUAUCGUUUAAUGGAACGCCAUAAUCAUUAUAAUGUUUUACUAAGGUACGGAAUGUUACUGAAUCAAUAUGUUGUAGAUCAGUAUGCUAAACUAGAAUCAGAACGUUUAGCUUUUAUACGAAAUAACCAAACACAAUUACGCGCAGAAAAUUAUAUACACUUACAGGAUGCUUUACAUUCUAAUGAACACACGACAAACAAUAUUGGGCAGCUGGUAAUAUUACCGUCAUCUUUUACUGGCGGACCAAGAUACUUACACGAAAAAACUCAAGAUGCCAUGACCUAUGUCAGGAAUUACGGGAAACCUGACCUCUUCAUUACUAUGACCUGUAAUCCUAAUUGGAAAGAAAUAAAAGAUAAUCUGCAUUCCACCGCAACACCUCAAGACCGAUAUGACAUUUUAAAUCAAUUACCAGACCAAGACGAAGACCCAACAUUGUAUGACAUCGUGGUAAGGAACAUGAUUCACGGACCCUGUGGAGCUUUAAACCCUAACUCGCCAUGCAUGCAUGAGGGAAAAUGUUCAAAAAAAUUCCCAAAACCAUACCAGAGUCAAACUUCAACUGGUGAUGAUGGCUAUCCAAAGUAUAGAAGAUUAUCACCAGAGGAAGGAGGACGCAAGGCUGCUAUUCGAAGUGACCAGGCUACGUUUAGUUUACAUUCUACAAAUGAAGUAGAACAAUUUCAAUCUGGCCGCUACAUUUGUAGUUCUGAAGCACUAUGGCGGAUUAUGUCCUUCAAUAUUCAUGAAAGAGCACCAACUGUCACACACCUCGCUGUUCAUUUAGAAAACGGACAGCGGGUGUAUUUCACUGAAAAUAAUGUAAAUGACAUUGUGAAUAAUCCAAGAGAUACUACUUUAACAGCGUUUUUCAAACUAUGUGCAGAGGACGACUUCGCAAAAACUCUGACCUACGACAAGGUGCCUGCCUAUUAUACCUGGAAUCAAAAUACGAAAAAAUUCCAACGACGAAAGCAGGGGGCGGUAGUUCUCGGGUACCCUGGCGUGAGAAAAACAGAUGCUCUUGGAAGGGUGUACGUGGUACACCCUAAUAAUGCAGAAUGUUUUCAUUUGCGGUUGUUACUCCACGUUAUAAAAGGCCCUACUUCGUUUAGAAGUCUCCGCACUUUUGAAGGUGUAACUUACGACACAUUCCAAGGGGCUUGCAAAGCUAUGGGCCUCCUCGAAGAUGACAGUCACUGGGAGAGUACGCUCUCUGAAGCAGCCAUAUGCUGUUCACCAAAAUCACUUAGGUGCCUUUUUGCCAUUAUGAUAUCGUUCUGCCAAAUCACGGACCCGCAUCUUCUUUGGCAAAACUAUCAGAAAAGUAUGUCCGAAGAUAUACUGCAACGCAGACGACAAGAACUGUCAUCAGAUGAUUUAGAGUACGACCAAAAUAUUUUUGAUGAAGCUUUAAAUGAAUUAAAUAAAGAGGUCGAAUCUCUAUCAGGUAAAAGUAUAAAAGAUUUUGGUUUUAACUUGCCGUUAAAUUCAAAUCUUUAUGCAAUGAACAACAUCGAGGAUUUACGAGAGACUGACUAUGAUUACACCCAACUCUUACAGACAAUUCAAGAUGAACAUCGCUUAAAUCCAGAACAAAAAAUUGUUUACGACCAAAUAUUGUCAUCAGUUAAUAGUAAUGAAGGGAAAAUGUUCUUUCUAGAUGCACCCGGGGGCACGGGUAAAACAUUUAUAAUUAAUUUAUUAUUAGCAAAAGCAAGGUCUGACAGAAAAAUUGCUCUUGCCGUGGCGUCGUCCGGUAUUGCAGCCACACUUUUGAAAGGCGGGCGAACUGCACAUUCCACUUUCAAACUACCUUUAAAAAUUUGCAGUGACGACGUCUCUAGCGUUUGUAACAUCUCAAAACAGAGUAAAACAGGUAAUGGUGCAUUUCAAUCUGGAAAUGUUAAAAUCAAUCUUAGUAACCUAUGUGCUUUGGUUCAAAAUGUGGAAGAAUUGGUUGAGACCGUAUAUCCCGAUAUUACUAAUAUAACUACAAAGACUUUAUGUUGGUUUAAGGAAAGGGCUAUAUUGGCACCUACUAAUGAACAGGUUGAUAAAAUUAAUCAUUUAAUUAUUUCCAAGUUUGAAGCACCAUCACAGAUAUACUAUUCAGUUGAUACAGUUUUGGAUACCGCAGAGGCAGUACAUUAUCCAACUGAAUUUUUGAAUUCUUUAGUUCCUCCCGGAAUUCCUCCACACAAGUUAAUAUUAAAAGUGGGUUCACUAGUGAUAUUACUUAGAAAUUUAAAUCCCCCAAAAUUGUGUAAUGGCACGAGACUCAAAAUAGUUAAAUUAAAAAACUUUCUAAUCGAAUGCACUAUUUUAACUGGCUGUGGUACUGGUGAUACUGUUUUAAUUCCCAGAAUACCGAUGAUUCCCUCCGAAUUACCCUUCCAAUUCAAAAGACUGCAAUUUCCAAUCAAAUUAGCCUUUGGUAUUACUAUUAAUAAGGCACAAGGCCAAACUUUAAAAGUUGCAGGAAUAGAUUUAACUGAUCAAUGUUUUUCUCACGGCCAGUUAUAUGUUGCCCUUUCAAGGGUGACAUGUAAAAAUAAUCUGUUUGUGUUUACUAACAAUCCGUCAGAAGUAAUGAACGUUGUGUAUAAGGAAAUAUUUCAAUAG
Molecule: messenger RNA, 3399 nt
Organism: Melitaea cinxia (Glanville fritillary)
Lineage: Eukaryota; Metazoa; Arthropoda; Insecta; Lepidoptera; Nymphalidae
Exons: 6
Coding region: 1-3399 (1132 amino acids)
Biological process (GO): DNA repair; telomere maintenance
Molecular function (GO): DNA helicase activity
Source: RefSeq, a predicted model, not a curated record